AUGGGUCAUUCAUCAACCAAGAGUUCAGCAUUCCGGAAGUGCUAUGGCCAGCUGGGACAGCUACGCUCCAUCCUGAACCAGUCAACUUGCGUUGUGGCGAUGACAGCGACAGCAACAACCACAGUGAGGCGCACAAUAGUUGACAGUUUGGGGAUGAGGAACUACAGCUUAAUUGAAGUAAGUCCUGAACGGCAUAACAUUAAGUAUGUGGUUUUCAAGACAGCAGAUAAGAACUUUGAAUCCGUCUUCAAAUGGAUUGCCGAUGAGAUUUUGGAGAAGGGCCGUUCGACAGAGCGAAUGAUACUGUACUGCCAGUCAAGGAAGAAUGUCAGCGAGCUUCACUCCUUUUUCUGCUCUCUUCUCCCAAAGGUGUUGUAUGCCUUCUUUGAAAUGUAUCACACGAACACUGAAGGAGAUGUUCAAAAGAAGAUCAUCAAUAGUUUUGCCCAAGAAGACGGCGAGGUCCGCAUAUUGUUUGCAACCAUAGAUGUACGUGGGCUUCACACGGUUAUAUUGGUAGGUCACCCAACAGAAUUGGAUGACCUUAUGCAGUUAAGUGGGCGGGCAGGUCGGGAUGGCACUCAGAGUGUGGCAAUCGUUGUGAACUACCCCGGGUGCUAG
Messenger RNA from Asterias rubens (European starfish), 621 nucleotides. RefSeq names its product ATP-dependent DNA helicase RecQ-like. Gene Ontology annotation, molecular function: four-way junction helicase activity; 3'-5' DNA helicase activity. Lineage: Eukaryota; Metazoa; Echinodermata; Asteroidea; Forcipulatida; Asteriidae. The record is from RefSeq and is a predicted model, not a curated record. Gene Ontology annotation, biological process: double-strand break repair via homologous recombination. Gene Ontology annotation, cellular component: chromosome; cytoplasm; nucleus. Bases 1 to 621 code for a protein of 206 amino acids. The transcript has a single exon.